AAGUCCGCGCACGCCUCCUGCAAGAUGGCGAACCCGGAAGUCGGCGAGAGCCCGAGCCAGCCAGCCGAGGGGAGCCGGGAGCCCUGAGCCCGGGCUGAAGCGGCGGCCGCCUGGCCUGGCUCCUCGCCUCCGUGCCGGCCUUCAGGCGCGUUAGUCGGGAGGAGGAGGAGGGCGAAGUCAAGGGCAUGUUGCAGCUAGGAGGGUGCCGGUGAAGCCUCUCGCUCUCCUUUCCUCCUCCACCGCUCAGCAAUCGGGACCUCCCGUUUCAUCCCCGGCUUCCUCCAUGAGGCGGCAAGAAGCCUGAUGCCCUCUUCGGCCCUCACCAUGGAUGGCGGGAAAAGCUUCCACCCGCCUUGCACACACCAGCAGCCGGUCAACAUGUUUUGCGGGGUGCCCACCCUGCCGGCCCAACUAAGCAUGCCCACCUUAGAGUUUCAGAAUUCUGCUUCCAGUUGGUGGACUCAAGCACCCUAUUCAUCGGCUUCGUACUCGGCGCCAUCUUUCCUGAGCGACAACCAGCAAUAUUUUGAUUUCUACUCUGGCGGGCAGCCGUUCUCUGACGCCAACUAUGCAACUCCAGGCCUCGCCGAUUUCUUGAAGAACGGCGACUUUCCUCAGGACUCUACGUUCCCCACCGAUCUCUCCAGCAACUCCCUCUUCUCCUCCCCGGCCGACUCCCUCUCGGACAUCGCCGACGCUCAGGAAUUCCUCCCCGCCGACAGCCUCAGCCGCGUGCCGACGAUAUGGGACAUCACCCCGCAGCAGAACCAAAUAGAGCGAUUGCCUCCAGAUUUGGAAGGCUUAGAAGGGCUACAGGGCAUUGACAGUCACCUCGCAGCGGCUCCUCAAGAUACCUCUCUUCUUUCCACCGUUCAGUCCCAAACUCAGGUAGAGGAGGAGGAAGAAGGGGACGACGACGAAGCGGAGGAGCUGGGCCACGCGGAGACGUAUGCUGACUAUAUCCCUUCCAAAUCCAAGCUGGGGAAGCAGCACCCCGACCGAGUGGUGGAGACGAGCACCCUCUCCAGCGUCCCCCCUCCGGACGUCACCUACAUCCUCUCCCUCCCCGCCUCAACCGCUGACAACGGAUUACUCUCUGCACUACAGCUGGAAGCGAUUACCUACGCCUGCCAGCAACACGAAGUCCUGCUUCCCAACGGGCAGAGAGCCGGCUUCCUCAUCGGGGACGGUGCCGGCGUCGGGAAAGGCCGGACGGUCGCAGGGAUCAUCUUCGAAAACUACCUGAAGGGGAGGAAAAAGUCCCUGUGGUUCAGCGCUUCAAACGAUCUCAAGUACGAUGCUGAGAGGGACCUGAAGGAUAUCGACGCCCCUGACAUUCCUGUGCAUGCUUUAAACAAGAUUAAAUACGGCGACACAGCUACCUCGGAAGGAGUCUUAUUUGCCACUUACUCGGCCCUCAUCGGCGAAAGCCAAGCCGGUGGCCAGCACAGGACCCGCUUGAAGCAGAUUCUGGAUUGGUGCAAGGAAGAUUUCGAUGGUGUUAUUGUGUUUGACGAAUGCCACAAAGCCAAAAAUGCCAGCUCCACCAAGAUGGGCAAAGCAGUAUUGGACCUGCAGAACAAGCUGCCUCUCGCAAGGGUGGUUUAUGCCAGUGCCACAGGUGCCUCCGAGCCAAAGAACAUGAUUUACAUGAGCCGGCUGGGUAUUUGGGGAGAAGGGACCCCUUUCCGAUCAUUUGAUGACUUCCUAUCGGCCAUCGAGAAGCGGGGUGUCGGUGCAAUGGAGAUUGUCGCCAUGGACAUGAAAGUGAGUGGGAUGUACAUCGCUCGGCAGCUCAGCUUUUCAGGGGUCACCUUCAGGAUCGAGGAAAUCCCACUGGACCCAGAGUACAAGCUUGUCUACAACAAGGCGGCUCAGCUGUGGGCAGAGGCCCUGGGGGUUUUCCAGAAAGCUGCCGACCUGAUAGGCUUAGAGUCCCGAAAGUCUUUGUGGGGUCAGUUCUGGUCCGCCCACCAGCGCUUCUUCAAGUACCUCUGCAUUGCUGCAAAGGUCCGGCGUCUCGUCGAGUUGGCGAAGGAGGAAUUGAACAAGGGCAAGUGUGUCGUAAUCGGCCUGCAGUCGACAGGCGAGGCCCGAACCCGGGAGGUCCUGGACGAGAGCGAGGGGCAACUGACCUGCUUCGUAUCUGCUGCCGAAGGCGUCUUCCUCUCACUAAUUAAGAAGCACUUUCCUUCAACCAAACGAAAAAGAGAGAGAGGAACUGGCAUUAAGAGAAAACGGAAGCAGAAGGGCCGUGGGGCCAAGUUCCCCAAAAGUUGCGACGUCACCAGCAGCAGCGUCAUCAAGAUCAGCUCCGACAGCAGCUCUGAUUCCGAAGGAGGGAUGGAGAGCGAUUUCAACUCGUCCCCGGAGUCCCUGUUCGAAAACGACGACGUGAUCUUCAACGGUUACGCUUGUGACGAUCGGGGCAACACCUCUUUGCAAAACUCCCAGAAGGAGCUGUACGGCACUGUCAUGCUGGAGAACGUCGAGAAGAUGAAACAGGACCUCCUGGCCAAGGCGGAGGCGCUGGGCAAAGAACUACCUCUCAACACCUUGGACGAACUGAUCGAUCACUUUGGGGGCCCGGAGCAUGUGGCAGAGAUGACCGGCCGCAAAGGGCGCCUGGUGCGGCGGCCAGAUGGCUCCGUUGUCUUCGAGUCGCGAGCUGAGCAAUGCCUUUCCAUCGACCAUGUGAACCUCAAGGAGAAGGAGCGUUUUAUGAACGGAGACAAACUCAUAGCAAUAAUAUCCGAGGCCUCCAGCUCAGGGAUUUCUCUCCAAGCGGACAGACGGGUAAAGAAUCAGAAGAGGCGCGUCCACAUGACGUUAGAGCUGCCUUGGAGCGCCGAUCGAGCCAUCCAGCAGUUUGGUCGGACGCACCGCUCCAACCAGGUUUCUGCUCCGGAAUACAUCUUCCUCAUCUCCGAACUGGCCGGCGAAAGACGGUUCGCUUCCAUUGUGGCCAAACGCCUGGAGAGCCUUGGUGCCUUAACUCACGGAGACAGGAGAGCGACCGAAUCGAGAGACCUCAGCAAAUACAACUUUGAGAAUAAGUACGGGUCCCGAGCCCUCGUCAAGGUCCUUCACACCAUCAACAACCAGACGGAGAACAAAGUCCCCGUGCCCAAGGGGUACCCGAGGGAAGACGCUGCUUUCUUCCACGAAAUGAAGCUCAGUCUCCUCUCGGUCGGGAUCGGCUGCAAAGAGAUGCGGUACGGCUACGUGGCGGUGGAAAAAGAUUGCUCCAUCAGCAAGUUCCUGAACCGCAUCCUGGGUUUGGAAGUCCACAAGCAGAACCUCCUUUUCCAGUACUUCAGCGACACUUUCGACUACCUGAUCGAGAGGGAUAAGAAGGACGGCAAAUACGACAUGGGAAUUCUGGACCUGGCCCCCGGCAUCGACGAGAUCUAUGAAGAGAGCAAGGAGGUUUUCCUGACCCCAGGGCACCCGCAGGACGGGCAGGUGGUCUUCUACAAGAUCAGCGUCGACAGAGGCCUGAAGUGGGAAGAGGCCUACGAGAAAUCCCUGCAACUCACAGGUCCUCAGGACGGCUUCUACCUGUCUUAUAAGAUCAGAGGCCAGCAGUACACCUGCAUCCUGGCUGAGCAGAGCAAAGGAAGAUACUUCACCCUCUACAAGCCGAACAUCCGCAAGAACAGCCAGCCGGAGACCUUGGAGAGUCUCCUCAAGAAGUACCGACGGGUGUUGCCGGAAGAAGCCAAAGAGCACUGGGAGAGCAGCUACGCUUUUUCGUUGGAGCACUGCAACCACGCCGUGUGGAACCGGAACUGCAAGGUGGUUCAGGAAGGGAAAGAAUGCCAUCAGGGGACGCGUCUGCGUCAUUACCACAUGCUGUGCGGGGCGCUCCUGAGAGUCUGGAGCAGGAUCGCCAGCGUCAUGGCCGACAUCACAAACACCAGCUACCUGCAGAUCGUCCGCCUGAAGACCAAGGAAAAGAAGAAGCAAGUCGGUAUCAAGAUCCCAGAAAACUGCGUCCAGCAGGUGUUGAAGGAGCUCAAGCAAAUGGACACCAGCGUUAAGCAGAAGCAGAGCCAGGCUUUGCUGGCAGCGGCCUCCGCGGGGCCCGGCCUGCCCUACGCGCUGCUCCCCCUCGACCGACCGCCCACGCCGGGCACCAGCUUCCUGCCCCAGGACGAAGUCUUGGACCUGACCUACAGCCCCGCCAGCGACGGGAUCCCGGACUUCUGGACCGAGGUUGCUGCGCCGCCGCCGCCGCCACCACCGCAGCCCCCCGGCCCUCCGUUUCAUUUCAACUUCCCCCUGCCCUUUGACGGGGCGUCCCUGGCAGCGGGAGGCCUGCCCCUGAGCGGCUCCCCUGCCCAGCACGAACCCUCGCCGGCCCCCCAGGCCCAUGCCGCUGCUGCCGCCGCCCCGCCGCCCCCAGACAGCUUCUCCCUGCCCGACCCGGACAUCAACUACAAGGAGCUCCUGGAAGAGAUGUUGAGCUCGCUCAACGUGGGGCCCGAGGACAGCGCCCAAGGGAGGCAGAGCGUCAUUCAGUACCAUCCGGGGCAGCCCUUCCCCACGUUCUACGAGGACGACGGCAGCUGAGCGGCCAGCAAGGAGCGUCGGGCGUGGGGUGGCAGGGACACCCCUUUCCCCCCCACCCAGCCCAAGGGGGUGCGGAAAGGGGUGGCAAGGGUUUAAGGUUUGGAACGGACCACUCCUCUGUCUUUUUUUCAAAACAGGGAUGGCGGGGCAGAGAGUUCGGAGCGGGAGCGAAAACAGGAAAAGUUUUAUUUAUAUAUAAUUAUACAGUCACCUCUGUACUGAAUUUUUUUUAUAUAUAUCUCUAUAGAUCCGUAAAAGUGGAGGCUUUUUUUGGGCGGGGGUCAGUGGGAGGUGUAGCGGCGCCUAAACCGGGAGCGAGAGGGGGCAAUAACAAGGUUGUAGGUCUCUUCGAACCGCCCCCCCUCCAGGCUGCACUCCCCCCCCCUUUGCCCCUCUGCAAACUACUGAGUUUGGAAAAGUUGGGAUCUUUAUAUUCUUCUCUCUCCUCCCCACGUUCUACCCAGUGAGAUCGGAGAGGCGCGCCAUUCGAACCCACCACGACGAAAGCUUUCCGGGUGGUCCCAACCUGGUCGCCCCCCCCCCGGCGGGUUGUUUUGCACAGGUGCAGAGUUCGAGUGACGCUGCACAGCCCUGCACGCUUCUGGUUCUGAGCAAAAAAGGGGGCGGGGAAUUGCCUUGCAAGUUUCUAGACCUUGUGGAGGUAGGGAAACGCUUGAACAUGGGUGGCAGAAUUUCUGUGGUCCUCCCUGUUUUCCCGUGCCUGAGGCUCAGCGCCUACUCCUGGCCUGCUUGGACUACAGUUCCCAUCAGCGCCUGGCAUCUCACGGUCUGGCGCCGAUGGGAAUUGUAGUGCAAAAAACAGAGGGGUUAGCGGAGUAGCUAAGAAAGGCUUGUCCUAGCGAGAGCAUCUAAAUAGUAAUAGCUGUGCAAAAGCGUUUCUCUGAGUUGCGGUCAUUUUUAUUCUCUUGUGCUGAAACUGCGGGGAGGGGAGGAGAAGAUGGAUUUGCCAGGACAGCAUUAAACUAUCAGCUCACAGUGGACGAGGAAGAGGGGGCUCGAUCCGCUCAGCCCAAAAGAAGUUCCCGUCAGGCCCAAGCGAGGGCGGAGGUCACGCGUCAGGAUUUUUAUUUCGGGAAGUGGGGUUCCAGGUCAGGGACUGCCAAACGUGAGGAAUUUAUUUGCUCGGAAUUUAUUUGCAAACCACGAUUUUUCUGAUUACCCCCCCUGAGAACACUGCUCUCCUUUUUCGGAGAAAACUACCACCGUUUCCGUACGGAGGGAGGGAAACACGUGGGGAAGUUGGUUUCUCCAAACCCCCUGAAAAAAAGUCUGCAGGGAAUCUUGAAGGUGUUAUAUCCCAUAACAACCCAGCUCAGGGCGCCAGAUGAUCUAUGCAGGGAUGGAGCCUUGUGGCUGGAGAAGAGCUCUUUCCCUUCCUGGUUUAUUCACAUUUAUGCAAGUGGUUUGCAACAGCCCACUCCUUGUUUUUUCCUCCCCGUCAGAAACACCCCUACCUCCACUUCUUAAAUUAAAAACCCCUCACCUUCUCCCAAGGAGGCAUAUAUACGUCACCCCCUACCUCGUCCCAGUAACAAUCCAAGCUAUCAAGGUGAAGUUGUCUUCUGGCACCUGCUUUCACUUGUAAGUUUUUGAAAAUGCCUAGGCAAGCCUCUAGCCCUCAUGGAGCUUCCCUGAGCGCUGGCAGGGGCCGUGCGCUUCCUCCUUUGUGGUUGGAGGCAUAUAGUUCUUUAAUAGUUGUCUUUUUCCUCCUCCCUCCGGAAGAACUUUCCUUUACUGCUGCUGCAGUUGCCCCUCCGCUCCCCUCUCUCUUGGCGAGACGGAAUCGCCCAUGGGGUGGGCGUCUCCCCACAUCGCCCACCCAGAUCCACAGCGCUCAGAGGAUCGCCACGGUUUCACAACGCCUGCUACUUCCUGUAUUCUGAUUAUCGGUCCCCUCCCUCCCCGUCGUUUAAGAAAAAUGUCCUCGUGACCCUCGCAAGCUUUGCAGGAAAGAUGGGAAUCUAGAAGGAAGGAAGGGGUGGGUGGGGAAGGAAAAGAAACAUAGGAAGAUUUGCAAGGCAGCUCCAGUGUCCCCCAAUUCCCACCCCCCACCCCGGCCAGAAGGCAGAGGAAUGAAGCAAUUAUGCAAAAAGAGAAAGAAACUAUGCAAAUGCGCUGUUUUGCAGGCAGCAGGAGGGAUUUGGUUUUCACUGGAAUUUCUAUCCUGAUUUGCAGUGCUCUCGAGGGCGGAGACCACAUUCUCGUUUCCCCAUCACAAUCGUGCGUUGCCGUUUAAAGAUUUUAGUAGCCAUAAGCGAAUCCCGGCAGCCUGCUUUUAGGGUUCGUUUCCUGAAAGGAGUUGGGUUGGGGGGGGCUUAAAAACUCAGGAAAGAAUUGGAGGUGUGCUCAAGUUGGGGCUACUUCCCCCCCUCAAAUAGGAAUAUCUCAGAAUUGUUAUGUGGUUAUUUUAUGGUGGUUUAAUUAUUUUUUUCAAAAAGUAAAUCUGUAUUUCCCAGGGCAGUGAGACUCCCUUUAAGGAGAUACAAACCGCUGUACCCUCACACCCUCCAUUUUGUCAGGAAAACUUAAUAUGUAACAACUACUUUUUAAAAAAACUAAAUUAUUAUGCUGUUUUUUUGUUCUAUUGAUUGUAUUUUUAAAAAUGGAAAAUCUCUUCCCCUUCCUGGUUGGCACUUUCUAACCAGCUUCCUUUUUUGUCCGCUUAUUUUUUUUUUCUAUGGAUAUUUAUAAUUAAUUCAAAAUUGUGUAAAUAUAUAUAUGUAAAAAAAAGGGGGGUUGCCUGCGAAGAGGAAGGGGGAAGAAGUCUUUACCCGUUUUUUGUUUCGUUUUUGUUGAUGAGGAAAUGUGCCUUUUAACUCGUGAUUCUGGAAUUUUCUACCGAAGGAUUAAAACGUUGGCAUUUCAGCUCA
Podarcis raffonei (Aeolian wall lizard) is the source of this 7466-nucleotide messenger RNA. It is a transcript of the gene SBNO2, whose product is annotated as strawberry notch homolog 2. Gene Ontology annotation, cellular component: nucleus. The transcript is spliced from 32 exons. Lineage: Eukaryota; Metazoa; Chordata; Lepidosauria; Squamata; Lacertidae. Gene Ontology annotation, molecular function: histone binding; chromatin DNA binding. The record is from RefSeq and is a predicted model, not a curated record. Bases 304 to 4575 code for a protein of 1423 amino acids. Gene Ontology annotation, biological process: regulation of DNA-templated transcription.